Molecule: messenger RNA, 1722 nt
Organism: Oryctolagus cuniculus (rabbit)
Lineage: Eukaryota; Metazoa; Chordata; Mammalia; Lagomorpha; Leporidae
Source: RefSeq, a predicted model, not a curated record
UGCCUGUCUUGUAACCGAGAUGUCCGUGCGUUCUCAACCGGCGCUGGCGCAGGGCCCCGGCCGCUUCACAGCGCACGCAGGUCGCCCGGGCGCGGCUCUGCGUGCGGCGGCCCUCAGUCGGUCCCGGCUGCACACCUGUGUCCCUAGAUCCCACAGUAGCCCUCCCCGCUGCACACCUGUGCCGCCAGCAGCCGUCUCCGCUACCAGACUCCACCCUGUCUUUGGGGAGCACUGGCCGCUCCCAUUUCAGGACCGAGAGCUUGGGGGUGCUCGGCAGUCGUGCAGUCCUAAAGCACCAUCUCUGGAGGGAGCCAGGUCCAAUCCUUCCAAAAGGCACCGGGACCGGCUGAAUCAGGAGCUGAACAAACUCACCAGCUUGCUGCCCUUCCCCGAGGACGUGUGCACCCGGCUGGACAAGCUGUCCAUCCUCAGGCUGACCGUGGGCUACCUGAAGGUGAAGGGCUACCUCGCAGACACCCUAAAGGACAGCAAUGCAGACUGCUCAGCUGACCCACCCAUAAACCCAGGAAGAAGUGCAAAUAACUUUCCACAGAUCAAUGUAGAUCUAUUGUCUGAAGGUGACUUGCUUCUUCAGGCCCUCAAUGGCUUCCUCAUGGCAGUGACUGAAGACGGCUGUGUCUUCUACGUCUCCCCCACAGUCCAGGAUUACCUGGGGUUUCACCAAUCAGACAUCAUCUAUCAGAGUGUGUAUGAGCUGAUCCACAAGGAAGACAGAGCUGUGUUCCAGAGCCAGUUCCGCUGGCAUCCAGACCCAGCACCUGUCAGCAGAGCAGCGGAGCAGGACACCAGCUCUUUGCCUGGACAGAGGUUUCUCCCACUUGCCGGCACCCCCACUGACAACAUGCAACAUCCUCCCCUGGAGAACUCCUCCUGUCUGGAGAGAAGCUUUGUCUGCCGAUUCCGUUGCCUUCUGGACAAUUCUUCCGGGUUUCUGGAAUUGAAUUUUCAGGGCCAUCUUAAAUUCCUCCCUGGGCAGAACAAGUCAGAGAAUGACGUCCUCUCGUCUCCUCAGCUCACCCUGUUUGCUGUUGCAACACCUCAUCAGCCUCUCACCAUCCUGGAGCUCCAAAAUAAACCAUUUCUUUUCCAAACAAAACACAAAUUGGAUUUCACACCUAUAGCCUGUGAUUCCAGAGGAAAGGUGAUCCUGGGCUACACGGAGAGCGAGCUCUGCAGGAAGGGGUCGGGCUACCAGUUCAUCCACGCUGCGGACAUGAUGUACUGCGCGGAGAACCACGUGCGGAUGAUGAGAACCGGCGAGAGCGGCCUCACGGUGUUCAGGCUGCUCACCAAGCGCGCCGGCUGGCUGUGGGUGCAGUCCAACGCGCGCCUCGUGUUCCGCGGCGGCCAGCCAGACUGCAUCGUGGCCCGGCAGCGGGCGCUGACGAACUCAGAGGGAGAGGAGCACCUGCACACGCGGACCCUGCGAUUGCCAUUCACCUUCAUCACAGAUGCUGAAUUCUCCAACAGCCUCUGCCUCACACUAGGACAACCUUCUGGGCCCAGCAGCCUGUACUUGUGUGCUUUUGGCAAAGGAGGUUUCACUCGAUGAGAAUUGCUGAACACCCCUGCUGCUCCCCGCUAAGCUCCAUGACUCAAAUUUUGUUGCUCCAUUCAAGGGAAUUCUGGUGAUGAAAAUGGAAUCUGAAAGAGGUCCAAUAACCUUGUCCGUUUUUAUGGCUCUGUUGUGUGUAUUCUGUG